ACGAAAAACACACAACCAUAGAAGAAUCGAAUCAUAACAAAGACUCGACAAACUCGAAACAACAACCAUGAUCCGUCCAAUGAGCCAAAUCACCAACAUCUUCAGCGGUGUCGCCGAAGAUGUCCGUGCCACGGCUUCUUCAGCAGCCGCAAAGCUGGAAUCGACCACAGCAGCCGCAAAGCUGGAAUACAGUGGCCUCUCGACAGCCGCAAAGCUGGAAUACAAGGGCUUCUCAGUAAACACCCGCUUGGGUCUCGUCAAACUGGAAGACACCUUUUCGGCACUCGGAGACAAGUUCUACACGGCAAAGGCCCAGAAAGAAAGAGAGAUUGAAGAAAAAGAUAGGGAAGCAAGGGAGCUUGACAGGAUGCAAAAAGAUAAGGCAGCAGAGGAGGAAGGAAGACGACAGUGCCUGGAAAUCAUCCGAAAUCACCUGAUUGACUAUCUAGAACGCAACACAGAGGCAACAUUCGAAGAAUGGCUGGCGGAUCUGCAUCCAGAGAAUGCCAAAACUGGGGAACUGGAUUCUCGUUUUCUCAUCCCAGGAAAUCCUUGGGCGGCCAUUUUUGAAGAGGAGGUCGCCCACAGGCCAAAACCAGCGUGCCCACCAAGAAAGCUUCAUCGAGUGAUUAGCGUUUGAGUAAACGGUCUGGCUCUCUUCCUCUGGGGGUCAUAAGGUCAACUCUGGCCCUAUUCCUUCGCUCCUCGUCCUGUGAUGGACCGACAGCAACUACAGCAACAACGACAUCAGGGCCUGCGAGACCCCGAGAUACGGGCCGACUCCCAUGUACUGUUUCCUCGACACCGAGGAGAUGCUGUCGAUGGAUUGCAUAAGUUAUUUAACGCAGCGAAUUAGUUUCUGAAUUCCGUUGUAAGCCCAUACUUCAUACGCAGUUGUUCUUGCCA
Molecule: messenger RNA, 906 nt
Organism: Seminavis robusta
Lineage: Eukaryota; Bacillariophyta; Bacillariophyceae; Naviculales; Naviculaceae
Source: the annotation of a GenBank genome assembly